GCCAAGGCCUUGCCAGUUACUGAUGUCUUCUUCUUCCAAUAACCUUGAGGGGCCGUCUUCUUCUGGGUUCUGAUUGGCUACCCGGUGAGGUACCGCCUCCAGUCUUCCUCUCUCCUUGGUAGAAAGUGCUGGACGCUUUUGGGAGUUUCGCAGUUUGUGGUCUCUGAAAGCUGAGAGUACAAGCAGUUAGGAUGCCGCGUGGAAGCCGAAGCCGCACUUCCCGGGUGACUCCUCCGGCCAGCCGGGCCCCUCAGAUGAGGGCUGCUCCCAGAAGAGCACCAGCAGCUCAGCCUCCAGCCACAGCUGCCGCCCCAUCUGCAGUCGGCUCACCUGCUGCUGCCCCUCGGCAGCCAGGCCUGAUGGCCCAGAUGGCUACCACUGCAGCCGGUGUGGCUGUGGGUUCUGCGGUGGGGCACACCCUGGGUCACGCCAUCACUGGGGGCUUCAGCGGAGGGGCUAAUGCUGAGCCUGCGAGGCCUGACAUCACUUACCAGGAGCCUCAGGGAGCCCCGCUGCAGAACCAGCAGUCUUUUGGACCUUGCUCUCUAGAGAUCAAGCAGUUUCUGGAGUGUGCUCAGAACCAGAGCGAUGUCAAGCUCUGUGAGGGCUUCAAUGAGGUGCUGCGGCAGUGCAGGAUUGCAAAUGGUUUAAUCUAAUCAAGAAAUUCAAGCUGGAGAAAUGUAAACUUGGUUCUGUAUAAUUGAUAGUCACACGUGUGGAUCCUUAUUGGCAUUUACUGAGGCUUGUAGUGUUGGUUACUGGGCAAGUGUUUGGCUUCCUUGAACUAACUGUAUUGUGAUUGAGUUAAAUAAAGUGUGUUAUUCUCAAGUG
This is a messenger RNA of Rattus norvegicus (Norway rat), 831 nucleotides long. It is a transcript of the gene Chchd2, whose product is annotated as coiled-coil-helix-coiled-coil-helix domain containing 2. Lineage: Eukaryota; Metazoa; Chordata; Mammalia; Rodentia; Muridae. The coding region runs from base 192 to 656 and encodes 154 amino acids. Gene Ontology annotation, cellular component: mitochondrion. The record is from RefSeq and is marked validated. The transcript is spliced from 4 exons. Gene Ontology annotation, biological process: mitochondrion organization.